This is a messenger RNA of Penicillium griseofulvum, 639 nucleotides long. RefSeq names its product Serine hydrolase FSH. The transcript is spliced from 3 exons. Gene Ontology annotation, cellular component: nucleus; cytoplasm. The record is from RefSeq and is a predicted model, not a curated record. The coding region runs from base 1 to 639 and encodes 212 amino acids. NCBI's taxonomy places the organism in Eukaryota, Fungi, Ascomycota, Eurotiomycetes, Eurotiales, Aspergillaceae.
AUGCGAUUUCUUUGCUUACAUGGUGGGGGCACCAAUGGCGAAAUCUUUGAAAUCCAAAUUGGAGGUAUCCGCCAGAUACUAGAGAAAAGUGGCCACCGGUUCAAAUUCAUGAACGGAAAGAUGGACGCCAAAGUCGAAGAGGAACUCGAAGGCAUAGUGGACGGCCCCUUCUAUAACCACUACACCCGAGGUUCCUCACCAGGCUCCAGUAUCCACGAGGCCUUCGAUCAUACCAGGAGCUUUAUCGUGAAAGAAGGCCCCUUCGACGUGGUGAUAGGCUUCUCACAAGGCGCGGCACUAGCAGCAUCACUUAUAAUCCACCAAAGCAAGACGCACCCGGAUGAACCGCUAUUCCGCGCAGCGGUGUUUAUCUGCGGCGCGGCGCCGUGGGAUAGUACCGGACUCCAGCAUAUUGCGCCGCAGCCGGAUACAUAUCCGAUUGCUAUUCCGACGGCGAAUAUUGUUGGCAAGGCGGAUGCGCUGUUCCCUGAAAGCGUGCGCUUAUUUGAGCUUUGUGAGCCCGCUAAGGCGACUUUCUAUGAUCAUGGUUCAAAGCAUAUGGUUCCGUUUGAUAUGAAGAAUACGGAGGAGAUGAUUAGGGUUAUUGAGGAGACUGUUGCGAAGGCUAUGAGGGGUUAG